AUGGCUUGCACACACGUGAACGCGCCCGAGCUCCAUCCGCCAGGACCAACACAGUCUGUAUACCGGGAAGACUGCACGCAGUGCUUUGACUCGAUCGAUGACCCCACCGGCCUUGAUGUGUGCCUCUACUGUUUCAACGGUGGAUGUACGAGUGAUCGAAACCAUGCUCUCCUCCAUGUUUCUUCUACGAACCACCCACUCGUCCUGAACAUCAAGCGCACACGCAAGAGGGUCACGCGCGAUGAGCCCCCUCAAAAGAUGACGAAGCUCGCCGUUGCAGCUGAAACCGAGUCUGACCGGUACGAUACCACGACCCAAGUCAAAUGCUAUGAGUGCGGCGUCGACGAUGUAGACAAGAGCUCAGGAAAGCUUCCGGAUAUUGUAGACGCAGUUCUCAAGGCGAACACAUUUGCGAAGCAGCAGGAAGUCAAGGCAUGGGAGCAAGAGUUGACCGCCUGCGAACAUACACUCUGCUUGGAACAGCAGGCAGCGCGACAGAUAGAGUCUCAAAGCUUGGGCCAUUGUUCCGAGUGUGAGCUCAACGAAAACCUUUGGCUAUGCUUGACCUGCGGCAAUUUGGGUUGUGGCCGUCAGCAAUUCGGUGGCGUUGGUGGCAAUUCACACGGCGUUGGACACACAAAGUCGACCGGUCAUCCGGUUGCAGUCAAGCUCGGAUCUCUCACCGCGGAUGGUACGGCCGAUAUUUACUGUUACGCUUGUGACGAAGAGCGCAUAGAUCCUGAGCUGCCUGACCAUCUAGCACACUGGGGUAUCAACAUCAAAGAUAGGGUCAAGACAGAGAAGAGUCUUACGGAGAUGCAGGUCGAGCAGAAUUUGCGAUGGGAUUUUGCUAUGGUGACUGAAGACGGCAAAGAGCUACAACCAUUAUUCGGACCAAACUUCACAGGCUUGAAAAACUUGGGCAACAGUUGCUACCUUAAUAGUACCCUCCAGGCUUUGUUCUCGAUCCAAGAGUUCAAGGACCGGUAUUAUCUCCCUAACGAAGCCCCACCGCAGACACCGCUACCCGCCGAAGAUCUAGAAACUCAGCUACGCAAGAUCGCCGAUGGAAUGAUCUCAGGUCGGUAUUCAAAGCCGGACAGCGACGUCACUACCAGCGAGCAUAGCCCUGCGGUUCCACACCAGCGCGGCCUUGCGCCUGCCAUGCUCAAACAUCUGAUCGGAAGAGGCCACGCUGAGUUUUCAACUAUGCGACAACAGGAUGCGUUCGAACUACUUUUGCAUAUGCUUCAACUAGUCUCACGCAGUAAGCAUGUUGAGCCUCAUAAGGAUCCAGUCGGCGCCUUCCGCUUUGCCAUGGAGCAACGGCUACAGUGUGUUAGCUGUAAACGUGUUCGGUACAAGACAGACGAGCAGGAGAAUAUCUCUAUCCCAGUUCCCAUCCGCAGAAUCCCGAAAGACUCGCAGAUGGACGUUACCGAUAGAAACGGCAAAACGGAAGAGAAGGAAGAGUUUGAGCCAGUAUCGCUGAAGGAGUGUCUCGACAUCUUUACAGCUGAAGAAUUGGUCGAGCUUACUUGCGGUGCGUGUGGCAGCAAGGAUGGAUUCACGAAGAGGAGCAUGUUCAAGACUUUCCCUUCAGUAUUGGCUGUCAAUGCCAGGCGCUUCGAACUGGUCAACUGGGUGCCCACCAAGCAAGAUGUUCCCGUUAUUGUCAACGAUGAACCGUUCUCUUUCGACGCCUACAAGUCAAAGGGAUUGAGCGAAGGUGAGGAGCUUCUUCCAGAAGACGCAGACACAGGAGCGGCUGGAGGUUCAAAAUGGUCACCUAACGAAGCUGCACUAUCGAUGCUCGAAGCCAUGGGUUUCCCUAGGGUCAGAUGUGAGAAGGCUCUGCAUGCCACUGGCAAUGAAGAUGCUGAAGCAGCAACGACCUGGCUAUUCUCACAUAUGGAGGAUCCAGAUAUCGAUGAUCCUGUCGACUUCAAUGCUGGUUCUGGCGGAGGCGCGGCUGCUGCAUCUGUUCUCGACCCUGAGAAGAUUGAGAACCUAGGGGCCAUGGGAUUCAAUGCUCCCCAAGCACGUCAGGCUUUAAAGGAAACAGGCGGUGAUAUGGAGCGUGCUGUCGACUGGCUGUUUAGUCACCCGGAUGCACCCGGCGACUUUGACGAAGGCGGUGGCUCUGAAGGACCUGCUGAGCCAACAGAGAAGCCAUUGGCUGGUAGCGAGGCGCUGCCUGCAAACUUCCAACUGCAGUCCAUCGUAUGCCACAAGGGUAGCUCGAUACAUGCUGGCCACUAUGUCGCGUUUGUGCGCAAGCAGUUGCCAGAUGAUCAAGCUGCAUCAUGGGUGCUCUUUAACGACGAGAAGGUCGCUAAGGCAGCCGACGUGGAGGAGAUGAAGAAGUUUGCCUAUGUAUAUUUCUUCAGGCGUUUGUAA
Alternaria arborescens is the source of this 2400-nucleotide messenger RNA. Its product is annotated as Ubiquitin carboxyl-terminal hydrolase 14. NCBI's taxonomy places the organism in Eukaryota, Fungi, Ascomycota, Dothideomycetes, Pleosporales, Pleosporaceae. The record is from RefSeq and is a predicted model, not a curated record. Bases 1 to 2400 code for a protein of 799 amino acids. The transcript has 3 exons. Gene Ontology annotation, biological process: protein deubiquitination. Gene Ontology annotation, molecular function: cysteine-type deubiquitinase activity; zinc ion binding; protein binding.